Molecule: messenger RNA, 999 nt
Organism: Sclerotinia borealis F-4128
Lineage: Eukaryota; Fungi; Ascomycota; Leotiomycetes; Helotiales; Sclerotiniaceae
Source: the annotation of a GenBank genome assembly
AUGCGUCCAAUUAUAUUCUCUUUAUUGGUGUCUUCAGCAACAAUUGGUUCUGCCUAUAAAUCUCUGAUGUCAGAUGGAUGCGGACAAGGAAAUUUUCAUGAUCUUGUGAUCAGGAAUUCUUGUGCAGAUGAUUUGUCAAUUGUCAAAUGUCUCGCAGAAGAUGUUGAUUUGAGACAAUUGGAUCAAAUCAAACAAUGUUUUAUAGCUGGUGGAUGUGAUGCGAUCGACUCUACUAUAUCAGCAGUUUGGUUUUCAUAUGAAUGCAAUGAUCGUCAAGGACCGGUGGAAGAGGCUAUGAAAGAGGAUUUAAGGAAGCGAGCCACCGAAACGAGCUCGACUUCAGAAAGUACUACGGAAUCCACUACCUCAGAGGCUUCAACGGCUACAUCUUCAACCUCAACUUCAGCCAGUACGACGGUUGCCACAACUACGACCUCCGCAUCCACAACUGCUUCAGCUGCAGCUUCAUCCACGACCGCCACGAGUUCAUCAUCUACCAUAACUGGCGCUUCUGCAUCUACAACGACCGCGAGCACAACUUCUUUAACAUCCGCCACAACUACUAGUGCAACUUCCAGUUCAACUGGAACUUCACUUGUCUGUUCCACAACCUCCUAUUAUUCUACGAGUGUGUGCUCAUAUGGGACAGGAGCAUCCACUGGUGUAACUCUUGGAUGUGUAACUACAUCAGCCGCCUUCACGAUUUGCGCGGAAGGUGUUCUUUGUACAACAGCUACAUCUGGAGAUGAUGUCUUUGUGGGAUUCAAAGAUCGUCAAGCCGCCAAAACGAUGCAAGCUGAGCACAUAGCACUCCUCGACGUAGAAAGUAAGCAGGCAAUGCAAUCACAUAACCAAAAGAGAUCCAAGUCGAUUCGACAACCAGAUGCCUUUGGAUAUUCUGAAUCGAAUUUACCGUUGAUUUCUGAGCCUGGACAAGAGCAAGGAUAUUCAAAUCAGGCGCCUCAAACCAUUACCAAUGCCCCACCUAGACGAAAUUAA